CUGAUCAAUGGACCGGCUACUUUUCAACGACUAGUGAAUGAUAUAUUCAUGGACAUGCUGGAUGAAUAUGUCACUGCAUUUGUGGACGACCUCAUCUACAGUGCAAAUGAGGCAGAGCAUGAGCUGCAUGUGAAGACAGUCCUCACUCGAGUAUGAGCUACAGGUCUACAAGCCAGUCUCCACAAGUGUUAGUUCCAUGCUACCAGGACUAUGUAUCUCGGGUUCAUCGUCACCACAGAUGGGAUAGAGGUGGAUCAUGAUAAAGUGGCAGCGAUACUCCAGUGGGGCCGGCCAAACACUGUGAAAAGAUCAUAUUGUGAAGCCUCUGAACCAACUAACAAAGAAGGAGACCCCAUUCUGCUGGACCCCAGAAUAGCUACUAACACAGCUGGAGAAAG
Messenger RNA from Aspergillus glaucus CBS 516.65, 398 nucleotides. RefSeq lists its product as uncharacterized. Lineage: Eukaryota; Fungi; Ascomycota; Eurotiomycetes; Eurotiales; Aspergillaceae. The record is from RefSeq and is a predicted model, not a curated record. The annotation marks the transcript as partial. The transcript has 3 exons.